CUCCCCUUACCUGCAGCUGCCGAGGCUGGACGCACUGAGCUCUCUUUAUUGUUCGCCUUUCCCGUCCAGGUCCCAGCAUGCCUGACGAGACACCCCAGAUGGCAUGGGAGGCCGCCGGCUGCCCCCACCCAACGAGUGUGCACACGGAGAAGAGAGGCCUGGAGAAGGAAGGGAAGGAGCAGUUGUGGAUCCUGCCCAACACCCCAAGCAGGUGCACCUGGCAGCUGGGCAAGCCUGCCGCCCAGUCUCCGCAUCACCACGUCACCUCGUCCAAACCUCCCAAAAUUUUGCCAGAUAUCCUGAAGAAAAUUGGGAAUACCCCCAUGGUCAGAAUCAACAAGAUUGGAAAGAACUUUGGCCUGAAGUGUGAGCUCUUGGCCAAGUGUGAGUUCUUCAAUGCGGGUGGGAGCGUGAAAGACCGCAUCAGCCUACGGAUGGUGGAGGAUGCGGAGCGGGCCGGGACUCUGAAGCCUGGGGACACCAUCAUUGAGCCCACGUCAGGGAACACAGGGAUCGGGCUGGCGCUGACCGCGGCUGUGAAGGGCUACCGCUGCAUCAUCGUGAUGCCCGAGAAGAUGAGCACCGAGAAGGUGGAUGUCCUGCGUGCCCUGGGGGCCGAGAUCGUGAGGACGCCCACCAACGCCAGGUUUGACUCUCCCGAGUCCCAUGUGGGCGUGGCCUGGAGGCUGAAGAACGAAAUCCCCAAUUCUCACAUAUUAGACCAGUACCGCAAUGCCAGCAACCCCCUGGCUCACUACGAUACCACCGCUGAGGAGAUCCUGCAGCAAUGUGAUGGGAAACUGGACAUGCUGGUGGCCUCAGCUGGCACAGGUGGCACCAUCACAGGCAUCGCCAGGAAGCUCAAGGAGAAGUGUCCAGGGUGCAAGAUCAUCGGGGUGGACCCUGAGGGCUCCAUUCUCGCCGAGCCGGAGGAACUCAAUCAAACGGACCAAACAGCCUAUGAAGUGGAGGGUAUUGGCUAUGACUUCCUGCCCACGGUGUUGGACCGAACGGUGGUGGACAAGUGGUUCAAAAGCAACGACGAGGACUCCUUCGCUUUUGCCCGCAUGCUGAUCGCCCAGGAGGGGCUCCUGUGUGGUGGCAGUGCGGGCAGUACCAUGUCCAUCGCUGUGAAGGCUGCCCAGGAGCUGCAGGAGGGCCAGCGCUGUGUGGUCAUCCUGCCUGACUCUGUGAGGAACUACAUGUCUAAGUUCCUGAGCGACCGCUGGAUGCUGCAGAAGGGCUUCAUGAAGGAGGAGGACAUGGUGGUGAAGAAGCCAUGGUGGUGGCACCUCAGAGUCCAGGAACUGAGCCUGUCGGCCCCACUGACUGUGCUGCCGACGGUCACCUGCGAGCAUACCAUUGAGAUCCUUCGGGAGAAGGGCUUCGACCAGGCACCCGUGGUCGAUGAGGCGGGGAUGAUCCUGGGGAUGGUCACUCUAGGGAACAUGCUGUCAUCCCUGCUGGCCGGGAAGGUGCAGCCUUCAGACCAAGUCCGCAAGGUCAUCUACAAGCAGUUCAAACAGAUUCGCCUGACAGACCCGCUGGGCCAGCUCUCACACAUCCUGGAGAUGGACCACUUUGCCCUGGUGGUGCAUGAGCAGAUUCAGUAUCACAGCCAGGAGAAGUCCGGUAAGAAGCAGAUGGUGUUUGGGGUCGUCACUGCCAUUGACUUGCUGAACUUUGUGGCUGCCCGUGAACGGAACCAGAAGACAAAGCUAAACCCAGGAUUGCCAGGCCAGCAGUGAAUUCUCCACUCUUAGCCCUCUUCCUACUCAGGGUCCAUUCUCUUGCUUUCGUAAACACUAGGCAAAUCCAUGAUUUCUCAUUGCUUAUCAACGACAGGUAGCCCGGAGCCGAGUCAGGCCAGCAGAAACGUUGCUGCUUCCCUUUGUCAGUGCUUGUGACUGAAAUGAAUCUAUUUUAUGUCUUAAUCACUGAAAGGCGUUUUUCUUUGACUUUCUCUUAAAAACGAUUUAACAAGGAAGUUGUAUUAGAAGAGAAGAUAGUCAAGUGGGUGAACACAUACAAAGAUUGGGGCAGAAGGAUCGAGGAAGAAGAAAGUGCUUUUUCCGGAGAAGAAUGGAGACAGGGGACAAUAGAAGGGAGGCUGGGGAAAUGUGGACCGGUUCAUGCCCUUUCUCAUGGGCAGCAUCUCCCUUGGGGUGGGGUUGGUUCGUGGGUUUUGACCCUUGCUCAUUGUGGAGCUACAACGAGUGCCUCCCCGCCAUGCUUCCACACCCAGUGCCUUUGUCUCCCAUUGUUGCUCUCACUGAAAUACCACAGGUGGGUGCCUUUAGCAAACAGAAAUUUAUUUUCUCACAGUUGAGGCUGGAAGUCCAAAUUCAGGGCACCAGCUCUAGUAGAAGGCUGUCUGUUGGUGCUGGGGGACGGUCCUUGUCUCUGCAUCCUUGGUUCCUGGGCAAUCCUCACCUGGCCUCUGUCUCCCCUGUUUGAGCUUGUCUAUGUGUCUCAUCUGCUCUUUUGAUAACUCGGAAGUGAUUAGGUUUUGGACACACCUGCACUGACAUGGUUUCAUAAACAUAACAAAGAAAACCCUUUUAGGAAAAAGGGGUCAGGAUUCCAACUCAUGUUUCACAGGGACACAGUUCAAUCCAUAAUACCCCAACUCUGUUUCUUCUUUCUCAUCAAACCAUGUCAGUCAUGCCCAUCAUAAUGGUAACCCCUGGGUGUCUCCGUGCCCACAAAACACUACCCUGGACAGUGCUACGGCCAUCUGGGUGCCGUGCCCAGAAACCCUUUCCAUAGGAACUUCCGUCCACCCUGUUCUUAAAGCCAAUGGCUCCUAUCAGUUUCCUGUGACACUUU
This is a messenger RNA of Loxodonta africana (African savanna elephant), 2829 nucleotides long. RefSeq names its product cystathionine beta-synthase (gene CBS). The coding region runs from base 78 to 1748 and encodes 556 amino acids. NCBI's taxonomy places the organism in Eukaryota, Metazoa, Chordata, Mammalia, Proboscidea, Elephantidae. The record is from RefSeq and is a predicted model, not a curated record. The transcript is spliced from 16 exons. Gene Ontology annotation, cellular component: cytoplasm. Gene Ontology annotation, molecular function: cystathionine beta-synthase activity.